Molecule: messenger RNA, 600 nt
Organism: Babesia ovata
Lineage: Eukaryota; Apicomplexa; Aconoidasida; Piroplasmida; Babesiidae
Product: Fcf2 pre-rRNA processing protein, putative
Exons: 1
Coding region: 1-600 (199 amino acids)
Source: RefSeq, a predicted model, not a curated record
AUGGCCGAUGACGAUGAAAUUGCUCUUAGCACUUAUGCUGGUGCGUUUUCAAGCAUAGUGCGCAAACUCCAGCCAACGAGUGCUACGGAAGAUGUAACACAAGAUGAGGACACAAAUUUGAGUCUCUCAAAUGCCCUGGCGCCGGGUGACGCAUUGUCAGCAGAGCCAGUGACAGAAAAGUCGAAAACCCACGGCGAAUUACGUAAGGAGCUGGAACAAAAGUGGGACCCUCUAACUGAACGUGAACCAACUGUUCAGGAUGAACGUGAAUGGCGGGCAAUACAGUUAAGGGGAUUCAUGGACCCUAAAAAAUUCUAUAAGGGUAACAAGAGUGGAAAGCUGGAACCCCUCCCGCGGCGUUACCAGGUGGGGAUCCUAACAAGAUCGUCAGGGGUGAAGGCUGGGGCCGGAGAAGAAUCGCAGGCCGUUGGUGCGGCAAACUCCAGGCGAAGCAGGGGUGUUUCUGUGCUUUCCGAGACGCUGGCAUCUGACCAGACCUGGACAAGGAAGAAAUACAGAGAAAUACAAGCAGAGAAGACAUCUGGAUCGAAAGGGUGGUAUAAAAGGCAGCGAAACAAACUUAAGAGUGUGUCCAAUUGA